This is a messenger RNA of Drosophila hydei, 1982 nucleotides long. It is a transcript of the gene fzy, whose product is annotated as cell division cycle protein 20 homolog. Gene Ontology annotation, biological process: anaphase-promoting complex-dependent catabolic process; positive regulation of ubiquitin protein ligase activity; positive regulation of anaphase-promoting complex-dependent catabolic process. The transcript is spliced from 3 exons. Lineage: Eukaryota; Metazoa; Arthropoda; Insecta; Diptera; Drosophilidae. The record is from RefSeq and is a predicted model, not a curated record. Gene Ontology annotation, cellular component: anaphase-promoting complex. Gene Ontology annotation, molecular function: protein binding; anaphase-promoting complex binding; ubiquitin ligase activator activity. The coding region runs from base 167 to 1750 and encodes 527 amino acids.
UUUGCCGCGGAAUUUCAUAUCCAAUGCAUUCUCAAACCGCCAUUGCAAUUUUACCCAGCAACGCGAUCACAGAGAGACUAAAUUUAACAACUCCUGUGCAAUCAAUUCUGUGAUAAAUAAAUACAAAACUGAACUAGACAGGUUGAGACGAUAUUUUAUGUGAAAAAUGUCUCAAUUCAAUUUUGUGAGCGAUCUACAGAAUGCGUUAAUAAUGGAUGGAGAGACGCGUGGUCCUGCGCCUCGCUGGAAGAAGAAGCUGGAAGCAUCGCUCAAUGGAAGCGUGAAUACAACACGUUCCGUGCUAUCCGUUUCAUACAAUACAAGCUUCUCUGGCGUACAAGCACCAACCAAAACGCCAGGCAAAAGUUCUGACGCAAAGACUAAGAAGAAUGCAACGACGCCAACGAAGACGCCUGGAGGUGGAGAUCGUUUUAUACCCAAUCGUGCAGCCACCAACUUUGAAUUGGCUCAUUUCUUGGUCAACAAGGACUCUGGCGAUAAGUCCGAUGAGGAUCAGGAGCAGCAGCCAACAAGCAGCAACGAAAAUAAUGUCCAGGCAUCUGCUCACAAAGGUGAACGCCAAAAACUAAUCGCCGAGGUGGCACAGGUGGGCGAGAGCAGCAAGAGUGGACGCAUACUGUGUUAUCAAAAUAAAGCACCCGCUGCGCCCGAAUCCCAUACGAAUCCUCUUAAGGUGGUUUACUCAUUAAAGACACCCAUAUCUACGAAGAGCGGAUCACGCUAUAUACCAACCACAUCUGAGCGCAUACUCGAUGCACCAGACUUUAUCAAUGAUUACUACCUCAAUCUCAUGGACUGGAGUGGCGAUAAUAUUGUCGCUGUUGCAUUGGGCAACUGCGUUUAUUUGUGGAAUGCAGCUAGCGGGAAUAUUGAACAGUUAACUGAGUAUGAGGAAGGGGAUUAUGCUUGCGCGCUCUCUUGGAUUCAAGAGGGUCAGAUCUUGGCUAUCGGCAAUAGCAGUGGCGCUGUUGAGCUGUGGGAUUGUUCGAAGGUGAAACGUUUGCGUGUGAUGGAUGGACAUAGCGCUCGUGUUGGUUCUCUGGCAUGGAAUUCGUAUUUAGUUUCAUCGGGCAGUCGCGAUGGCACGAUUAUACAUCAUGACGUGCGCUCUAGGGAACACAAAAUAGGCUCGUUAAACGGGCAUGCUCAAGAGGUUUGCGGCCUUAAGUGGUCCACAGAUUUCAAGUACUUGGCGAGUGGAGGCAAUGACAAUCUGGUGAAUGUCUGGUCUUUAGCUGGAAAUGGCGUAGGCACCGCAACUGACCCACUGCACAAAUUCAAUGAACAUCAGGCAGCUGUACGAGCGCUUGCAUGGUGUCCCUGGCAGCCCAACACACUGGCAUCUGGCGGCGGCACAGCGGAUCGCUGCAUCAAAUUCUGGAAUGUAUGCAAUGGCUCCCUUAUCAAAUCUGUAGAUUCCAAGUCCCAGGUGUGUUCUCUGCUCUUCUCACGGCACUACAAGGAGCUAAUCUCCGCACAUGGGUUUGCCAACAAUCAGUUAACCAUCUGGAAGUAUCCAUCGAUGGUUAAGCAGGCCGAUCUAACUGGACAUACGUCGCGUGUCUUACAAAUGGCCAUGUCGCCCGAUGGCAGCACUGUGAUAAGCGCUGGAGCUGAUGAGACAUUGCGACUGUGGAAUUGCUUUGCUCCCGAUCCAAUGGCAGCCAAAAAGGUAUCCAAUGUCAACAGCAAUGCAAAGAAGAGCGUGUUUCGACAGAGCAUACGUUAGAGAUGAAAAUCAGAAGGUAAAUGGUAGAUGUCAAGAGGACUCUCGUAAUAGAGCAUAUGCCAGAGGCGAGGCAGAUCUUAAGACACAGAGCUGGCAGCCUCUCUCUAACUCCUACUCAUCCGACUAUUCAAAACUAGCCAGAAAUGUUUUACUUUCAUUAAGCUUGCUAUAAAAAUUAAUUAAAUUGUUAUUUUUUAAGCAUUUCGUCUAAGCCAAUUGAUGUUUCAUAAUU